Messenger RNA from Dromaius novaehollandiae (emu), 2435 nucleotides. RefSeq names its product ubiquitin-like-conjugating enzyme ATG10. NCBI's taxonomy places the organism in Eukaryota, Metazoa, Chordata, Aves, Casuariiformes, Dromaiidae. Gene Ontology annotation, biological process: protein lipidation; macroautophagy; protein modification by small protein conjugation. Bases 323 to 1180 code for a protein of 285 amino acids. The record is from RefSeq and is a predicted model, not a curated record. Gene Ontology annotation, cellular component: intracellular anatomical structure. The transcript is spliced from 9 exons. Gene Ontology annotation, molecular function: Atg12 transferase activity.
CACGCCAGGCGCGCGCCCGACCCUCGCCGCCAUGGUGUCCGAGUGCCUCCCAGCCCGUUAGCACCGAUCUGUUCGUGUCUGCUAUUUAUUCUUUCCAUGAUGGUUUAAGAGAGGAAGGGCGGCGUGCUGCUCGCUUGCCAGCAGUCUGCUAUCUCUUUACAUCUGCUAAUUUCCUAAAACACAUAGCUCUAUUUAAAACAUAUGUGAGAACUACAGUGUCUUUACAUGCGCUAUACUUGUUGCAGUUUUGCAAUUCAUCAUCUGGACUGGGAAAUUCAGGAAUUGCAGACAUAUUUAUAGUGUCUGUUUUCCAUAUUUCCUCAUGCUCCACAUCCAGAUGUCCUUUAGUGUGGCUGGUGAAGAGGACUUCUUUUUGGAAGAAAAAAGAUUCAAGCAGUACUGUGAAGAAUUUAUUAAACAUUCACAGAAAAUAGGAGAUGGUUGGGAGUGGAGAACUAGCAAGGACUUUGCUGAUGGUUAUCUUAGUAAAACACACUUCCAAAUAACAAAGAGAAGUGUCCCACCAGAUCUCAAGGAGAAGAACAAUGAUAACAUUGAACAAAUGUUAUUUAUGCAUGUCGAAGAAUCUUUGGAUGAUUCUCAAGUAGAUGGAGUUUGUGCAACAGCAGAAGCGAUUCGCUAUGAGUAUCAUGUCUUGUACUCCAGCAGCUACCGAGUGCCUGUGCUUUAUUUUAGGGCAUGCUUUUUAGAUGGUAGACCUUUAACUCUGGAUGAAAUAUGGAAAAGUGUUCAUGCAUGCUACCAGGCUCGGCUGCUGGAAGGCCCCUGGGACACUAUUACACAGCAGAAUCUGCCAAAGGAACUCCAUUUUCCUCAGAAAAACUGCAGCAGGUUGAUAAUUGCCUCUUCAACUUGGACUUCCUACUUGAUUAUGUGUGAAGAAAGAAGUGUCCAGCUCACUUUUCCUUACCUUAGUUGGCUGUGUGGGGAACACCCCUUACUUGGGCAGCCAUUUUUUGUCCUACACCCCUGCCGGACUAAUGAAUUCAUGUCUUCUGUACUGAUCAGUUCACGAAAAGAGAAUAGACACACGAAUUACAUUACAUCGUGGCUGAGUAUUGUGGGCCCAGUUGUGGGCCUGAAUCUCUCUCUCAGUUAUGCAAAACUAGCAUCUGAGCAGAAUACAGAUGCUGAUUUAAUCGAUAGGCCUCUGAGCUGAAGGACAGAUUAUGGUCAGCUGAAGUAAAGCUACUGCAGACUUCCCUAGGAAUCAAACACAGACAAAAGGAAUCCUUCCUGAGUGGUAAGCAGUACAACUUGGGAGGACAACUAUUCAGUGCUCUUUCCUGACAAGAGCUUGCCUGGUUACAGUUAAAGACCUAAGAGCUGACUGCAGUUGCGACAAUGACUCUCAAAUGCCACCAAGACAUGAAGUCCUUGUGACAGCAUUGACCACUUAAAGUUACUCAUUUCCUAUCUCUGUUUUACUGGGGUUGCGGCCUUAACGAGGCUGCACACAAAUGCACAAGCCUAUGGUUCCUUGAUAUAGAAUUGAAAUGUUGGAUUUUGAGUCUACUAGAAGUAUCUACUAAAAAUCAUGUUUCUAGAAAAGUCUGCACAAUGUCUGAGGACAUGUAGAGCAAAACACUUUUAGGAUGUGGUUUAAGCCUGUAGCAAUCAUUGCAUGGGCUGGGACUAGUUCACGUAGGUACCACCUUCUCCACCAUUCUUCGACACAUGGGUCCUCCUGUGUGUUUCACACCAGAAUGCACUUUGCUGCCUGCACCAUACAUGCAAUGUAUCCUGUCCCAUGGUGCAAAUCGCAGGACUGAAUAGUACUUUGCUGAGAAUAUUUUGUGUACGUCACACCUCAGGGAACAAACAGAAUCAAGAUUCUAGACAAGUUAUAGUCUACAUUUGACUAAGCAUGUACAGUUCUAGAGUUCAUGAUCCCUUGUGCUAUGAUAUGAGAACAUCUGGCUUUUCCCUUCUUCACUGCCUCCGAAGGAAGUUUUGCCAUACCCUGAGAGAGUUACUGUUGUAGUCAUUAAUAUUUCCCAUUAUACUAGUAGUUCACAGGUUUAGUCCCCAUCCUGCAGCCCUUGUGCAAGCCUCCCCUGAUAGCUGUUGAAUUUUGAGUACGUAGAAAUUGCAUAGUAGUGCAAUCAGUGAAAAAUAGAUUAGAAGUAACUUCAUAUAAGUCAUCUUGGCUUCCUUCCCAAUCACAUUUUAUUGGUAGUAUAAAACAGAACGCAAGUCCUGAGCAGUUCAGAUGGAAUUACGGAUUUUACUUUGUAUGUUCAGCAAUAUGUCACUUGCAUACUGACUCCAAUGUAUGCCACAUCAGAGCUGGAAAUGUAAAAUGCAUAGGAUUUCAAAUUCUAGGCUUUCAGAUAUUUUGAUUGGUUGCAUAUUUUUAACUUGCCUUAUAUGUUAUUGGUGGAUUGAAAUACAGUACGGUCUUUAAAAUUUCA